UUGCAGCUUUUGGUUUGUUUAGUCGAUAUUUAAUUCAAAAUCUAGAAGCUGGAUACAUAACUAUUUGUGCAUGCCUGUAAUCGUUUUCCUUUUUAAUCUUUAGACCAUCUUACAAAGAAAUGAAUCCUCCACAGCUAUUCCAAGCAAAUGUUCCUGUGAUACUUGAACUAGAUAUGAAGUUUUGUUCAAUAGAAGCUGGGAUUUUACCUUGUGAGAAUCGAGAAAAUUUUGAAAUAAGCCAUCGGUGAAGGUCGUUUUCAAGAUUGCGAGGGAAUCUCAACAUGAAGCUUUUGCAUCUCUUCAUCACAGCAUCAAUUCCAGUCUUGAAACUACUCUUGAUUACCGGACUUGGGGCUUAUCUUGCUCGAGAUAGUAUCGAUAUUUUGGGGGAAGAUGCUAGGAAGCAUUUAAAUACUGUUGUAUUCUAUGUAUUCAGUCCAGCCCUCGUAGCCUCCUACCUGGCACAAACAAUAACAAGCACGAGCAUGGUUAAGAUGUGGUUUAUGCCAAUUAAUAUCCUCAUCACAUUUAUUAUUGGCUCUAUUCUUGGAUGGAUAGUUAUCCUAGUGACAAGAGCUCCUCCACACCUGAGAGGCCUCAUAUUGGGUUGCUGCGCUGCAGGAAAUUUAGGGAACAUUCUGUUGAUUAUAAUCCCGUCUAUUUGUAAAGAAAAAGGAGGGCCAUUUGGAGCACCUGAUGUCUGUCAAACAUAUGGAAUGGGUUAUGUUUCACUUUCAAUGGCGAUAGGAAGCAUUUAUUUGUGGUCCUACGUGUAUAAUAUCAUACGGAUAUUUUCAAGGAGAAGCACCAAAGGAUCAGAAGUAAGAGAAAUCUCUAUCAGUAUGCCUUCCAAAGAAUCCUCCACAUCAGUCCUAGAGAGUUGCAUAGAGCCGCUACCUUCUUCCUCCAAGGAUAUGAUAGCUGAGGACAAUGAACAUCAUCAAUGUGCAGUUCCCUGCAGUAGAUCUGUAGAGAAACCUGAGGUUGUCUCCAGCAUCAAUAUGGUUUCAGUUACAGAUAAAGUAAAGCAAAAAAUAUCAAUGAUGUUCAGAAAAACUGAUCUGAACGCAAUACUUGCCCCUUCAACUAUUGCAGCGAUUGUUGGGUUUGCAAUUGGACUCGUCCCCGAGAUCCGAAAGUUAAUGAUUGGUGAAGGUGCUCCUCUUCGUGUUAUCCAAGACUCCGUCCUCUUGUUGGGAGAUGGAACCAUUGCAGCUAUGACUCUGAUAAUCGGUGGAAACCUUGUCAACGGUUUGCAAGGCCAAGGAAUUCGAAAAUCCCUUAUCAUUGGCAUUGUAGUCGUUCGUUAUAUUGCCCUGCCUUUGACAGGGAUUUUCAUUAUUAAAGGUGCCCAUCAAAUUGGUUUGGUGCACUCGGAUCCAUUGUACCGGUUCAUUCUCUUGCUCCAGUAUGUAGUUCCUCCUGCUAUGAACAUAGGAGUCAUCACUCAACUGUUUGGAGCAGGAGAGAGUGAAUGUUCUGUGAUCAUGUUGUGGACUUAUGCGUUGGCUUCGAUUUCACUUACUCUAUGGUCAGCCGUCUUCAUGUGGCUAGUGGCUUGAAGUCUCAGCUUUUAUUAAAUACAUCCACUAUCUUGUAAAUCGUCUCCGGUCUAAUGGAAUGUGCGACUUACAACAGAUUUUGGAAAGAUAUGCACUUUUUUUUUUGUUGUUGUUGUAGUAUUUGGAAUAAGAAGGUCGGACCAGAUUAAAUAUCAGACUAGUGAAAUUAGAUUCAUAGAUAUUCUGAUCAGUUGUGGAAUUCAGACUAGUGAAAUUAAA
Molecule: messenger RNA, 1781 nt
Organism: Juglans regia (Persian walnut)
Lineage: Eukaryota; Viridiplantae; Streptophyta; Magnoliopsida; Fagales; Juglandaceae
Product: protein PIN-LIKES 3-like
Exons: 11
Coding region: 282-1562 (426 amino acids)
Biological process (GO): endoplasmic reticulum to cytosol auxin transport
Cellular component (GO): membrane
Source: RefSeq, a predicted model, not a curated record